AUGAUUAAAUGGACUUCCAGAGGGUCUCAGACUCUUGUGAAAGUGCGAUACAAUUCUACAGCUAGUUCUUUAAAACCCAGACCGGAUUUGCUUCUGAUCCUCCCGAAAAAAAGAACUCUCAAUCGCAUUCUAUUUGAUAACGAUGUCAGGCUAAGUUACUCCAAGACUAUACCAGUAUUGCAGCUGAUCUACAAACAUUUAGAUACACCCGAAGAGAUAAGAUUGCCUAAGUUUGUCAAGGCAAUAGAUCUCAUGAAGCUCAAGUCUGUUUUAACUGCGAUAAGAACAACCACUAACUCCAUAAAUAAAAACCUUGUGGCCUUAGAAAAUGAACUUGUAGAACAAGCAGCCGAAUUCGGUGAUAACGACGCCAUAGCUAUAUUGGCAUUUGAGACUAUUGGUAAGCGAGUCGAUGGCGAAAAGGUAAGUAAAGAGGAUUACGACUAUGCUACCAAGUUAGUCAAGAAUCUCACAGAACUCCAACAGCCCUUGGUAUUCAAAUUGGCUGGAGACUUGGCUUUCAAACAAAAGUACUAUGAGCAAGCUGCCCAAUACUGGCUCCAAUUUGUUGAUUUGGAACCAGACACCAUUCUUGCCAGUCAGGUAUACGCCAAUUUGGGCUUGUACUACUUCACAUACAUUACUCCUAGACCAGAUCUACAUCUAGCUAAGAAAUACUUUGAAAAGAGUAUUGCUGUCGGAGAACUAGACAAAUUUACUAUUCAGUCACACUACUAUUUGGGCCAGUUAUAUACCACUAUAGAUCCCCAAGUGUCAAAGUAUCAUUGGCAGAUCAGUGCUGGAAGAGGCUUGAAGGAAAGUUUUGCGUCGCUUGGAUUUCUUGAGAUGAAUGUGUUUCAGAACUACGACAAAGCUAUAGAGUGGUUUCGGCUAGGAGUCGAAGCUGCUAAUGAUGUAAGCUGUAGCAUUGGCCAGUUCGACGCGUACUUGAAAUUGCUGGACUAUAAGCUGGCGUAUGAGGUCUUAUCAAAUUUGAAUUCUAUUCUGACCCAGAUUCAAAAGCUCAAAUCCAAUUCUUCUCAGAUGUCGCGUAUACCACCAGAAAUGGCGGAAGCAAUGAAAGUCAAUGAAUCUUUGUUGGAAGUGUUCUAUAGAACCAGAAGCUCGGAUAUCAGUCUGUUGCCUUCGAAGUUAUGAAUUGUAUAUAUAUAAUGAAUUGCAAACAAUG
This is a messenger RNA of Scheffersomyces stipitis CBS 6054, 1189 nucleotides long. RefSeq lists its product as uncharacterized. The coding region runs from base 1 to 1158 and encodes 385 amino acids. Gene Ontology annotation, molecular function: protein binding. The record is from RefSeq and is a predicted model, not a curated record. The transcript has a single exon. Lineage: Eukaryota; Fungi; Ascomycota; Pichiomycetes; Serinales; Debaryomycetaceae.